GGCGCUGCGGAGCCCGGGGCGGGGCUCCCGCCUCCCUCGUCCGCGCGGUGCCGGCCGUGCCCGGUGGGCAGUAUGGCGGAGCGGGCCCUCCCCAACCCCUUCGCCGACUACAACAAGUCCCUGGCCGCCGCCUUCUUCGACGCGGCCGGCCGGCUUACUCCAGAGUUUUCACAGCGCCUGAACAAUAAGAUCCGGGAUCUUCUUCAACGGAUGGAAAGAGGUCUUAAGUCAGCUGACCCUCGGGAUUGCACUGCUUACACUGGCUGGGCAGGCAUCGCAGCACUCUAUCUGCACCUGUACAACGUGUACGGAGACGCUGGCCACCUGCACACGGCACAUGACUACAUUAAGAAGAGUCUGAGUUGCCUGACCAAGCGCUCCAUCACCUUUCUGUGCGGGGACGCGGGGCCCCUGGCCGUGGCGGCCGUCGUGUUCCACAAGCUGCAGAACGAAAAGCAGGCCGAAGACUGCAUCUCUCGCCUACUGCAGCUGAACAAGUUGGACCCCCGUGCAGCGGACGAACUGCUCUACGGCCAGGUGGGCUACAUCUACGCUCUGCUCUUCGUCAACCGGAGCUUCGGACAGGAGAGGGUCCCCCAGAGCCACAUCCAGCAGGUAUGUGACAUGGUCCUGGAAUCUGGGGAGAACCUGGCCAAAAAGAGGAACUUCACAGCCAAGACCCCCCUGAUGUAUGAGUGGUACCAGGAGUAUUACAUCGGGGCUGCCCACGGCCUGGCUGGAAUCUAUUACUACCUGAUGCAGCCUUGCCUCCGGGUGAGCCAGGCGAAGCUGCACAACGUGGUCAAACCCAGCGUGGACUUCGUCUGCCGGCUCAAAUUCCCUUCGGGCAAUUACCCACCGUGCGUCGGCGACACCAGGGAUCAGCUCGUCCACUGGUGCCAUGGGGCCCCUGGGGUGGUCUACAUGCUGGCCCAGGCCUACAAGGUGUUCAACGAGCCGCAGUAUCUCAGCAACGCACUGCAGUGCGCCGAGGUCAUCUGGAAGUUUGGUUUGCUGAAGAAAGGCUACGGGCUGUGCCACGGGACCGCGGGCAACGCUUACGCCUUCCUGGCGCUGUACAACCUGACCCAGGAUGUGAAGUUCCUCUAUAGGGCUUGCAAGUUUGCAGAAUGGUGCCUGGAUUAUGGGGAACAUGGCUGUCGGACUCCAGACACUCCAUUUUCUCUCUUUGAAGGAAUGGCCGGAACGAUCUACUUCCUUGCAGACUUGCUGGUACCAACCAAAGCCAAGUUUCCAGCUUUUGAGCUGUAAAAGGCCAAGCCCCCCUCCCCUCUCCUCCCCACCGCAGCUUGCCCCUGGGCCACCUGGGCUCUCUGUCAGCUGGCUAACCUGCUCUGAUGCCUUCUCACUAAACUCAGGGCAGACCCUGCAGUUGUAUAACUGACCUUUUCUACAAUCUAAUCCCCUCCUGAUUGUGUUUAUUUGCAUUGAAGAGAUUAACCUUUCGCUUCCCUUGUCUAAAGAGGGAAGGCAAACAGUUUGUUGGCUGAAAGGAGAAUGCAGGGAAUAUGUAUUUCAGGCUUUGAGGCCUGUAAUGGUUGACUAGAAGCUCAUCCAUCUGAUUUAAACUAUUUGAAACUGAAAGGGGGAUUAACUAGAGAGGAAUGCUAAUCAGGAUUGGUAUGGCUCUCUGCCUUUUCACCAGUAUUCGUUUCCCUCUGGUCAGGAGAACAGGCAGCUUUUCUGGCUGGUAGGCUGAUUAUAAAGCUUAAUGCAAGGGCCGGGAUUGCAAACCCUGGAGAUUGGAAUACAGGCAGCCAGGCAGUCAAAAUCUAGACCCCUGCACCGUUGGUCAAUGACAGACAAUGUAUUUUCCCAGUGAAUUUUUAUUAAAUUCCCCCCCAAUCAGACACCUGCACCGGCUGAAAUGAGAUGAUCAGUGAACACCCCUGCAAAAGAAGAGAAAAGUUGGAUGGGAUUUAUGGAGAUGGCUAUUCCUUUGGUAUUGUUUCCCUUCGAGAGCGUUGCUACUUUGGAAGUGUUUGGUAAAAGAUAUAUAUUUUGUCGACUGACCACUGGAAAGCUAAACGCUUCAGUUUCCAAAGAAGUCUUCCCUGAGCUUGGUCUUGGGUACCCGGCUCCCAGAGUGCUCUGCUUCCAUGCUCUGCUUCCGCUCCCUUGAGUGAGCAGUCUGGGCCAGCCAGGGUUCAGUUCCCGGGGUGUGAAGAGCAGCGAGUUCUCAACUUUGGGCCACAGGAAACAUAACCACCCUGGCCAGUUCUGCCCUGCCAAGCCCUAGUCUGGCAUACCUGCUCCCUGGGUGUUGCACUCUCCUCUCUCUCACCCACUCCAUGUUGUCCCACUGGCCAGGCCGGCCCUGACCUGCUCAUUGGUGUGCAUCUGCUUCAAGGCUUCUUUUGGGGAAAGUGUUCUUGUCCAGGGAUUUGAGGCCCAGAAGGGCAACUGGUGUGUGCCCAGUAGUUCCCAGAAGAAAGAUUUUUGUUUCCCUGGAAUCCUGGGAAUAGCCCUGUUAGCAUCAAAGGUAUGGGACUUUGAGAGCCUUACGACUGUGGCCUGGACUCUUUCUGCCUGUGGCUGAUUCCAAGGCCUGACUGGUUCCUACAGGCUCACAGUGGCUUCCCACUGCCUCCUGGGACUCCAAAGGGUGAGGAGCAGCCAAGUUGCUAGCUGGGGCUUUGUCGGGAAUAGUUUCAGGUGGAAUGUUGGGAAUUACAGUAAGUGCAUGUAAUGUACAAUAAAGCCAGCCUUAGACUCCCUGUUCUGGCUGAAAGAAUAAAGCUCAUUUGGUUUGGUUCAA
This is a messenger RNA of Tachyglossus aculeatus (Australian echidna), 2779 nucleotides long. It is a transcript of the gene LANCL1, whose product is annotated as LanC like 1. The coding region runs from base 73 to 1272 and encodes 399 amino acids. Lineage: Eukaryota; Metazoa; Chordata; Mammalia; Monotremata; Tachyglossidae. The record is from RefSeq and is a predicted model, not a curated record. Gene Ontology annotation, biological process: carbohydrate metabolic process; peptide modification. The transcript is spliced from 9 exons. Gene Ontology annotation, cellular component: plasma membrane.